This is a messenger RNA of Sitodiplosis mosellana (orange wheat blossom midge), 981 nucleotides long. RefSeq names its product probable transcriptional regulatory protein Dtur_1615. Lineage: Eukaryota; Metazoa; Arthropoda; Insecta; Diptera; Cecidomyiidae. Gene Ontology annotation, cellular component: mitochondrion. The coding region runs from base 84 to 908 and encodes 274 amino acids. The transcript is spliced from 2 exons. The record is from RefSeq and is a predicted model, not a curated record.
GGCAUUUAGGUUAUGUUUUGUAAAGUUUUUGUUCAUCUUCUUUCCAACUCUAGAAAAAUGAGUGGUAAAUAAACGAUUGAAACAUGCUAAAAUCGGUGGACUUGAUGUUAAUCAGCAUCGCAAAGCGUUUUGUGCAAACAUCGGCGUUCAAUUUGAAAGGUCAUGCCAAAUGGCAGAAUAUCAAGCACAUCAAAUCGGAGAAUGAUCAACAACGAGCCCAAAUGAUUGCGAAACAAAUGCGAUUGCUGCGUCUCGCUGCCAAUGAUGGUGGAUCACCAAAUCCGGAACUAAACACUACGUUACGGAAUGCAAUUGAAGAGGCUCAACGACGUGAUGUACCAAAAGCGACCAUUCAAAAUCUCUUGAAGAAAUUGGUCGAUACAAAGGAUAAAACCGCCUUCCAGAGGCACCUGUUCGAAGGAAAAUUGUACAAAAAACUGUAUGUCGUCAUUGCCAUUUGUACAGAUAAUCUGGCACACACGAAAAUUCAGAUUGCUACCGUAUUCAGGAAACAUUUGGUAGAUGCAAUAAACACAAAACGCUUAUUUGUCGAACGCGGUGUAGUCAAUGUCAUUGCACGCGAUGGAAUCAGUCCGGAGAAUAUCGAAGACGAAUGUUUGAGUGAUGCCAUCGAAUGUGGAGCAGAGGAUAUUGAAGUGUUUAAUGCAGUCGAACGACAAGUCACAUUUUUCUGUGAACCAAGGGAAUUCUUGAGAGUACGACAAAAACUCUCGACAGCCGGCUAUAAAAUUGAGCACUCUGAAGUUGAAUUCUUUCCGAACGUUCAACUGGUGCAGUUGACUGAGGGUGAAUUGAACGAUUAUAAUAAAUUUAAAACAAAACUAGAAAACAUCGAUGGAUUCGAUGAAGUCUAUGAUAAUUUAGAUGAUGACGAUGAAAGUUCAUGAGAGAGAUCGAUAUUAACCACACGUUUAGACGGUUGAAAAGAUAAAUAAAUACAAUUUUAUGAUAUGAAUUCAA